GCGUGAGGUUGUGUAAUACGAGUUGAUUCUCGAAUUGUACGAAAGAUUUAACAAUGCGGUUGAAUUUUAGUUUACUCAUUUGUGCAGUCGAUUCGAAAAAUAUGACGAGUCAUUUUGAAAAGUGUACAUAAAUACUGUCCCAGUCCUUUCAGUGCAUUGCGCCUGCUAAAGAAGCUGUAAAUAAUCGGUUGCCCGAAAGGCGCCAGAAAUGCUUUUGCAGCAAAGUCUCAGAUGAUCCGCAGAUGCAAUCGUACCACAGUUGAAAAUCAAACAGUGUGACCAUGUGUGACAAUGACGACGAUAUUUUCAGUUUCAAAUCUCUUCGAAGAAUUGGACGAUCUGUCUUCAAUGAUUCAGUGGCUGAGAGUACCGAGAGCACCAAGCUUGAUGAGGAAACCAAGAGCAAGACUGCUAAAUCUAAGGCAAGCCGGUCUGUCAAGCAAACACAGUCGAAAUCCGUUAACUCAAAAUCAUUUAUCAAUCAGAAGACAGAGAAUUCUUUUGCUACCAAACAGAAGAUAACUAAAAAGAAAACAGAACUUUCAAAGUUACAGAAAUGCAAAUCCCAUGAUGUAAAACUAAAAGCGCUCACUAAAGAUAGCGUUUCUAUAGACAAACUAAAAAACAGGCAGUCACACCAGAAGAUAAAGAAUAUUUCUGGCAAACUGAAAGAGAGAGAAUGUUUGAAGCUUGGGGAUAUUUGUUCUCAGUCUUUCCCAAAGGACUCAAAAGGAACCAUGGGAUCCACAGGCCCACAACGAUUACGCUCGCAAUCUGUUUCACCAAAGAAAUCAGAAAUUCUUCCAGAAACUUUGCCUGAAUGUGUUUCAGUUUCCAAAAUCAAUUUGGCUGUCCAGCAUGAAUGCAGUAUAUUCAGCAAAGUAUCUGACUCAAGUAACAAGUCUCCAGACUGUGAUGGAAAUAAUGCAACAGAUGGACGUUGUCCCUUUUGCCAGAUGCCUUUCAGUAUUCUGAGACUGGAAUCACCCAAUAGUCACACGAUGCAGUGCAUGGAUAUCCCUUUGAAAACAACUGAAGAGUGUUCUGCAGGACUUUAUUGUGAUAGCACCAUUCCAAGUCACUAUCGCCGUUUUCUUCAUUCAAAUUUGGCAAUGCAGCUUGCAGGACUGACUCAAGAGCAUGCAGGUCAAGACCACACCAUUGAAUGUGUUUCCUCUUUUGAUAAGUGUUCCCAAAACAUGACGGAAUGUCAGGAAAGUAGAGGUACCAUCUGCUCAUCCACAAAACGGAAGCUGUUUACCUCUUGCUCGAAAGCAAAGAAGGUCAAAGUUGUUACAGACACCCAGGCUAGUCAAGGUGAUGGAUCUCCUAGGAGCAGAAGUAUGUUAGUCUACCUAUCACCUACAGGCAAGAAUGGAAAUUCCCAUUCUUCGUCUAAAGAUGAUUUGAAGACCAGUGUAGAAAAACCUACAACUCAUUUUCCAGCUUCAGAGAGCAGAACUACUGGGAAAGUUAGCUUUUCUACCGGCAACAACUAUUUUAUAAAAGAACGAGUAAUGGAGUCAGAACCUGACGAGGCAAAUUUCAAGGCUAAAGAGGUCACUGGGAAUGAUGGUGGAUUUUUCAAUGAGGCAAACAACAGUGAGCUGUCAGAGAAUGAAACUUUAGCAAUUUUUUCAGAAGACCUACAGAGAUAUGGCAGGAAUACAGGUGACAGUUUGGAAAAAUCUUUGAUCCCAAAUUCAGUUUCUGUAGAACCUUCUAAAAGUUAUUCAGCUCCAAGUUCCCAAGAAAGUGUUGUGUGCUCUGAACUGCCACGGACAGGCCUUAAAAGGCAGAUGUCACUCUUUUCAUUCUUUCAGCCCCAUUGCCGCACGACUAAACAAUCUCAACAUUUAUUACCUGAAAUAAUUAAAAAACCUUUGAACAGUUUAUCACCUAAAGUGGAACAGAACAGUGACCAUGAAACUGUUUCUCACAUGAAAUUUCAUAUAUCAAAAAAUGCCUCAGAGCUGACCUUGAAUGUAAUUUCACCUGCGUUGUCUUCCCACCCUGCUUUUUUGCAAAAAAGCAGCAGAAGUGGAAUAAAGAGAGGGAACUCUGACCUAACUAUAAACAGGCUUCCUGUGCCAGGAAGAAAUUCAGGGAAACAAUGCCCAUUUUACAAGAAAAUUCCAGGUACAAAGAUCACUGUUGAUGCAUUCAGCUAUGGACAGAUUGAAGGUUGUGAGGCCUAUAUUCUUACUCACUUCCAUUCUGAUCAUUAUAACGGUCUUAACAAACGAUUUUCCCAUCCCAUCUUCUGUAGUCCUGUGACAGGCAACUUAGUAGAGAAGCAGCUCGGUGUGGCUAGCUGUUGGAUCAAUCGUUUACCCCUAAACAAGCAGUGUCAAGUGACUGAUGUGUGGCUGACUCUCAUGGAGGCCAAUCAUUGUCCUGGUGCCGUCAUCAUCCUGUUUGAGUUGCUGAAUGGAAAGAAAAUCCUGCAUACUGGCGACUUCCGUGCAGAUACUUCUAUGGAGAGUUAUCCUGCAUUGACUAACAUCAGAGUUGAUGAACUCUAUUUGGAUACCACAUACUGUAAUACAUCGUAUGCCUUCCCACCACAGUCAGAGGUAGUACAGUUUGCUGUGACCACAGCCUUAAAAGCAGUCCAGAAGGAACCUAAAACGCUUGUGGUUUGUGGCGCUUACACCAUUGGCAAAGAAAAAAUCUUCGCAGCCAUAGCAGAGGCUCUACAUUCUAAAGUGUGUGUUCAAGCCACAAAGAAACGCAUACUUGACUGUUUGGAAGACCCACAGUUAAAGAAGAUGGUCAGUGUACGCUGGUCAGAUGGAUGUGUUCAUGUUCUACCCAUGGGUCAGCUGAAUGCAAAGUGUCUGGAGGCACACCUUCAACAGUGUCCACAGUUUUCCUCUGUCCUGGCCUUUGAACCUACUGGUUGGACAUACAAAAAAAAUUGUCUGUCUCUGGAAAAUAUUCGGCCUAAAUAUUCUCAGAAUGGAAUCACUGUUUAUGGAGUCCCGUACAGUGAGCACAGCAGCUUCCUAGAGAUGAAGAGAUUUGUACAGUUCCUUCAACCUAAGAAGAUUAUUCCAACAGUCAACAAUGGCAGUCCUGGCUCCAGAAGAAAAAUGGAGGCUAUUUUUAAGCAGUGGCUGUCUGAACAAACUGCAGAAAAUACUGGAGCUAAGUUCAUUUCCAGAAAGAGCAGUCAGCAGUCCCUUGGACACUGGCUUGGGAAUUAAAUGACAUUGCAGUCUUUUAAGGAAACAAAGGUUUUGUGGAAGGAUUACUGCUUUGUUGAAUUCCAUUCGAGAACUGUCCUUCAUAAAGAUGAAGUAACAAAUGUGUCUUCCAUAAAACAUGUAAUCAUAAUCCGCAUGUAAUUCAAAAUAUAUAAUGAAUAAAUCCUUUGAUGAUUUGGAAUGUGCUGCAUGAAUAUCCUGCUAUUAAAUGUCUUGCAGAUUUGCUUUGUGCUAAAUACUACAUAAUAUUUCAAGUCCAGAGAAACUGUUGCUAAUUUCUUGAUCACUCAGCAAAGUGAUGUGUUUAUGGUCUGUUGGUAUUUGAUUGUGUUGUAAACCAUUAGAAAACAAUGUUCGGAAGUGUAAAGUCAUGAUGUACACUACUUUUGGAAGAUUAUAUGUGGGACCCUGUAUCUUAAUAACAGCACUAAUUUCCGUUUGAUAUGUAACCUGACGAAGCAAUGAAUUAACUACUGCAAGCAAGAUUUAUCACUUACCAUGUGUGAUGACUGGGGCUAAUAAUAGUAAGUGAGUAUUACAUCUGGCAUGAGGCCAGGCAAAGGACAAAGCAGAAUGAAACAGCAAGAUCUGGAAGUUGUGAACCACUGAGGUAGAAGCAAUAAUCCCCAGUAAACCUACAUCAUUAUGUCAUAAGUUUUAGACUAGCUUGUGGCCUCCUUGACCUCACACUACAGCGGCCUUGAUCGACUGCAGCAGUACUUUGCCACACUGUGACCUUACCAAUCCAUUCCAUCUGUUAAAAUCAACCUGUGAGCAUAGCAUCGGUUUCCGGACUCGCAAAUGUGAACAUGUCACAUCACUUCUUCACUCUCUUCAUUGGCUACCAGUUAAAGCUAGAAUAAACUACAAGCUGUCAACUCUAUGCUAUGGAGUCUUUGAAAGCUCCUCUCCCCGCUAUCUUGUCUGUCCACACUUUCAAAGGGACAAAUAUAGACGAACUAUUUGCUAAAGUUGUUUAAGAAGUUUGGUCUUAAAGCUAUGGUCUCUUGAGAAGGCAUUUUACUCACAAUCCUCUUGCUUCAAUAACUGCAGGACAUCCGCAAAAAAAAAAAUUUCGUUCUUGAAAUAUGUGGCAUGUGUAAAGGAUUCAGAUGUUGCACAUACUUCCAUGCAAUGCUUGUAUUAUCAAAGAGCCUGAGAUGUGUUUGUGUUCAGUUCUACAAGGGCAUUCUGGUUGACACUGUCGUUAGCAGGGUAGUCUACCUCAACAUCCAUCAACUCAGGGAUCGAAAACCUUGUGUUGCUCGUCGGCAGACGUUCCGCAUCGUCAUUGCAUGCCUACGCAGGUGGGUCUUUUUGGAUUUACAUGGAUGUGUUUCACUUCAGGCAGUGCUACAAGACUGUUUUGUUUUGAAUAAUUUGCACAAAAGGAUAUUUUCAAGAUUCGAAGCCUGUGGAUUAUGUCCAAACUUCUCAUGGCUUGUUCGCUUCAAUGGACGCGUAUUCUCGGAGAGCGUUAUUGGGAUUAAAUUAAAAGCAAAGCCCUUGUCCUUUGUGGUGUGGAAAUGUUAAAAUGUAACAGCAUUUCAGCUUCAAAUUUUCUGAUUUACGUGUUUAUAUAUUGACAUUUAUCUUCAGAAUGCAUUUUCCUUCUGAUAUAUUCGUCUUUACACACUACUUGUUUAUACAAAACAAGAUUGCAGCUUUUUGCUUGCGGCCCUAUACUCCACUGAUUGACUAGGAACAAGAAGAAUUAUAUUGACACAUAAUAACUUAAUAAACUACAGCACAACAGAA
Molecule: messenger RNA, 4967 nt
Organism: Pomacea canaliculata
Lineage: Eukaryota; Metazoa; Mollusca; Gastropoda; Architaenioglossa; Ampullariidae
Product: DNA cross-link repair 1A protein-like
Exons: 10
Coding region: 282-3209 (975 amino acids)
Biological process (GO): double-strand break repair via nonhomologous end joining; interstrand cross-link repair; protection from non-homologous end joining at telomere
Molecular function (GO): damaged DNA binding; 5'-3' DNA exonuclease activity
Source: RefSeq, a predicted model, not a curated record